Molecule: messenger RNA, 258 nt
Organism: Strongylus vulgaris
Lineage: Eukaryota; Metazoa; Nematoda; Chromadorea; Rhabditida; Strongylidae
Source: the annotation of a GenBank genome assembly
AUGAUGUCGACGGACGGUGUUACCGAGGAUAUUCCCAAGCGGAUCUACGAGCAUAUUAUCCGUUGUGGUGUCCGACUUAACGCUAAAAAUAAGACCAUUUGCUCUGCUAUUAUCAUGAUGCAUCGACUUCUUGCAAGAGAAGUCAGUUCUCUUGUCUGUAAGUAUACACUUGCUACAGCUUGUCUUGUAUUAGCUACGAAGUUGGAAGAGGAUCGUGACAUAGGAGUCCGCGAUGUUAUUAACGCUAGUCACCGGUAG